Molecule: messenger RNA, 8163 nt
Organism: Octopus bimaculoides (California two-spot octopus)
Lineage: Eukaryota; Metazoa; Mollusca; Cephalopoda; Octopoda; Octopodidae
Biological process (GO): positive regulation of hippo signaling
Cellular component (GO): cytoskeleton; cytoplasmic side of apical plasma membrane
Source: RefSeq, a predicted model, not a curated record
GAACACCAGAGAGAGAGGGAGGGAGGGAGAGGAGUAGGAAGAAUGAGAGCGGCGGCGAAGACUCCCAGAAUGCCUAGCAGAUCCCAAGGUUGGUUUCGUGGACAAAGAAGUCAGGAAUGCGUGUUAUUUAGUCAUACAAGUUUUGUUCUGCUUACCUUUGUGACUUGUAAUGGAGAAAAGUAGUUAUUACUCGAACUUACAGCUUAAUAAAACCAGAAGGUGUAUCACAUAGACCAAUGUAAUGUUUACCACUUGGAGAUCAGCUGACAGGCUGCUGCAGGAUGUCUUUACUAAAUGGCAGUGGGUCCCCUAAGAAGAGGAAAGUUGUACAGGUGAUACUCUUAAGUGGGGCUGAAUUCAAGACAUAUGUAGAUGUCAAAGCUAAAUUCCAUGAGGUUUUCAAUGCAGUUGUCAUUCAGCUUGGAUUAAGAGAGACUGAGUACUUUGGAUUAUCUCUUUUAAAAGACGGCGAACAUCACUUUGUUAACUUGGAUGAAAAAAUUCACAAACAAGCGACAAAAGGAUGGAAGUCUGGACGAGGGGAGGGUUUUGAUAACAAAGGCAAACCUCUGUUAAUUGUCUAUUUUCGUGUACAAUUUUAUGUUGAUGAAGUUUGCUUAUUAAGGGAAAAAGUAACUAGACAUUUGUACUAUCUACAGUUGAAAGAGAAUGUUUUGAAAUACCGGCACUUCUGCAGUAAGGAACGUUGUUUCCAGUUGGCAGCUUUUGCUCUACAGGCUGAUUUUGGUAACUACUAUCCAGAAAAACAUAAAUCUGGAGACUAUUUUGAUCCUCGAAAAUAUUUCCCUGCUUGGAUGGUUGGGGAACAUGGUAAAGAAUACCUCAUUGAAAAUGCUCCCAAGAUGCAUAAAGAACAACAUGAUGUCACAAGGAAUGAAGCAGAACUGAAAUUUAUUCGAGAGUCUAUCAAAUAUCCUGCUGCUCAUAACUUACAUUUUUACCGUUUAAAGAAGAAGAAAACAGACAAAAUUUGGAAUGCAUGGCUGGGUAUCUGUCCCAAGGGAGUAGAAAUUUAUGAGGAAAUGACUGAAGAUUUCAAGAGUCUUCUCUCAACAUUUCUGUGGCCAGACAUAGAAAAGUUAUAUUUCGAUAAAAAGAAGUUUGAAAUUCGUUCAGUUGGUAAACCAGAAGGACGUAAGUUUACUUACUAUACAGACAGUGAUGCCAAAUCUAAAUACAUUCUGUCCAUAUGUCGUAAUACUCAUAUGUUCCAUUUGGAACUGGAGCCAAAAUUGAUGGAAAUUCGACACUUACAGGCAGAAGAUAAGCGAAGAUAUCGUGAAUCAUAUAUCUAUAGUGAUGCACGUGAUAUGGUAGCUAAUGGUGGUUUGGUGUGGAACACACCAUCAGGAACAGGAAGGGGUACUACUGGGGUUGUGCAACGUUGUUCAGUUGUCAGUGAUGCUAGUUCUAAUACCACAUCAGGCAUUGUUAGUGACAAGGUACCAGUAAGUUUUGAUGAAAAUGAAGAUCAUGGAAGAGAAAUCAUUAUUGAUAGUCCACCCAGGUCAAAUGUGUUGGGUACACCUAGUCAAGGACAGAACAAAUUUUCCCUCCAGCCUAGAGAAGUUCAUUCUGUACCCUCCUUAUCAGAACAUAACCUCGUGAUCUUCAGUUUUAAAGAUAUCAAAGUAUCUUUGAUGACAAUUUGGCUGAUAGAUUUAGCUGCUCAAACAACUGACAUUGUAGAAGACUUAUCACCAGUAGAUUUCCCUAAAUUUGACAGCAGGCCAAUAGAAGUGUAUAAAUCAACAGGUCGUGCUGGGAGUAGCCCCAACUCAAAGUCUGCCAGUCCGCAUUCCCCCAGCAGUUAUAGAGGCCACCUACGUCAACAACCACCCCAACCAACAGCACCGCCUCCACCUCCUCCACCACCACAACAGCAACAGCAACCACCACCACCACCUCCUCCACCAUCAGCACAGCAGCAGCAACAACAACAACAACCAUCUCCUCAACCUGGCCAACUAAAUUCUGCCACACCUUCUCCUCAACAGGUUAUAUUUAAUGGCAAGAUUCCUCUAAAGUAUGCAAUAACUGGGCCUCCAACCCCAGUGAUUUCACAACAAUCAACUCCAGGAGAAAAAUCUAGCAAGCCAGUAAGUCGGGGCGACAGCUUCAAGCAACGUUGUCUUCUCCAUGUAGAAAACAAUUCUUCAGGAGAACCAACUACUUUAGCAGUAGACAAUCCUGAUAGCACUGCUACCAACCUUUAUUCAUUACCACCUCCUCUUUCUGUUGCUCAUCCAGUCAGCUUAGACUCACGGUUGCAUCCGAAAAACAUGGUUCCACUCCCUUCUGUCAACUAUAAUUGCCCAUCAUCCAACCAGAAUCUUCCUUCAACAUCUGCUGCCAUUGAUCAUAUCGGUGGUGCAUCUUGGGCAAAAAUGGUUGCAUUGGACUCUAUUUCACCUUGUGGUGCUGGUGUAGCUUGGGGAGGUGGCGGUCUGCCACCAGGACCUCCUGAUAAAUUAAGUCCUUCACAACUGAAUAAUGUUUGGACAAAUAAUGAAUCUCCAGUUGCUGGUGCUUGGAAUAAAAACUUGACUGCCAUAUGCACUGACCAAAUGACGUGUCCCAUAUCUGCUGGGUCUCAAUGGAAAUCUAUACCAGCAGCCCCUUCUGAUCCCUCCUGGACGGCUGAUCCCAUGUGUAAUAUAGUAAAAUCUGAUCCAGUUGUGAUCCCAAUGGCAAGGGCAACAUUUAGUGCCAUUGAUGGUGCUCCAAAACAUGUUUUACCUGAUGUAUUAUUACCAGAACUUCCACCCCAGCGAACUACAGAUGCAAACCUACUGUCAGCAACAUCAGCAACCACUCCAACUAUUCCCCCUAAAGCUGCACCUACUGCUGAUGUACUGGACCUUGCUAAUCAUACACAGCAGUCAGAAUCUGUUAAUAUGCAUGUAGAGAAUGUAACAUCACCUUCAUCAAAUACAGAAGCUACAAAUAUGACCUCUAACCCUAGUGGUAACACUAACCAACUUUUGGGCAAUGUGAGGGAGAAAUCUACAAGAACUGUACCUGUUGAUUCAACUGUCGAGGGUCACAGAAAUCAGGCACCAGCCCCCGAUUCUGUUGGUCCGGUUGAUUCAAAUCUUCAUCUACACCACCCACCCACUGUAGCUGCUCUCUCACAACCUCAACAGCUGCCUGGUUCUAGCACAGCUACCUCAGAUCCUGACAGCAGUGUCUCUAAUACAGAUGCCAAACCAAAAUCACCAACCAAGAUUUCUCUGAAAAACCAAAAAGAAAUUUUACACCCAGAGUUGGAGAAAAUCAGAACUGAGGCCAACCGGAACUCGGUGCCUUUCAUUACUGCACUCUUUAACGAUCAUUUAUUAUUGAUGCAACACAGCAGCAGCAGUUUUUGCUCUACUGACACUGGCACCAUAAAAUCCACCGAUUCACGGCAUUCUACUGCAUCAAACCAUGAUAUGGAUGGUCGGCGGUUAUCUGCUUGUUAUCCGAGCAGCACUGGUACUAUGAUAAUGUGCCACUCGACACGGCCUUACAGCUGGCACAAUGAGAAGUUUGACUUGGACUCGCAGCUUGGCUACAAUGUUGGUGGCAAUGGCGCCACAUCUCCUGCGGGUCUUUCACCCAGUUACUUCAACAAUCAUCACAGUGAGCCAAACACCUUGAAUAAUUUCACCACACCUCUGCCUACCUCAUGGACUCAUUCAAUAGCAUGCAUGCCUGGAUGUGGACAGUCUUUGAAUACAUACGACCCACAGAAUAUUGCCUCUCAGCACAUGAUUCCUGCGAGGCUGUCUUGUGGUGGACAUGAUAAAAAUGAAGGCUCGAUGCCCCACAAAACUUUAAAAGAAAAUAUAGGAAUUGCAUAAUGAUUUUACACUAAUUUAUACCCUUUCCUUCUCUCUCUCUCUCUUCCUACUAUCAACAGACUUUUUAUGUUCUUUUGUAGAUAUAGUUCCUUCUUCUUAUAAUGCUCCUUCCUUGCCUGACUCCUCACCUCUCAUUCUUGGAGGGGAAUGUUGUUUCAAAGUUGUUAACAAGGUUGUUUAUUUUUCUAUCCAAUCCCAUUACACCACCCAACUAUAUCCUCAUGUAAAGAUAAAAACUAUGUAAUUUAUUCAAAAUACCAGCAAUUAAUGCUGUAAACUAACGAAAAAAAGUGGGGCUUUAUUCAUGAUUUUCUUUUCUAUUUUAUCUUGUUAAAUCAUACAAACUUAUUUUAUUAUUAUUAUUUAUUUCCUUUGUAAGAAUACAUUAAAAAAAAUGGCCAUCUUGAAAACUCACAUUUUGUUCAUGGCCACUCAUACUCAAGGUUAUUUUGAAAACAUUUCUAUAAUGUAUGUGUGUGUAUAUAUGUAUACAUAAACGUAUUCAGCAAUUUUUGAAAGCUGCUAAUUUAUGGGUGGGGGGUAAAUUUGGUGAGUUUGUAUCUUCUGAUUUAUUGAUUUAAAAAAAAAAAACACAUUAUUAUUGCAUAUUGAGCACUCUUAUGUUCUUCCUACUUCCCAGAUAUGUCGGUGUGUGUACAUAUAUACCAUACUGUAUACACACACAUUAAUAGGCAUUUACACAUACCACGCACACACACACACACACACAAUAUAUGUACAUUUAGACUUAAACACAUGUAUAUAUGUAUCGAUGGCUGUGUUUGGAAUUGGUGUUUUGUACUGUUUAAUUUUUGUGUUGCUCUAAGAAUACUAGAUAAGCUAAGCAGGGUAGAAGAACUAUGGAACUAGGUACAUGCAAAUACUACAAAGUUCAGUUAUUAGAUGAGCUUUUAAAUUUAUCAUUUGAGAAGAAAAAAUAUCAAUUCUAUAGUAUCUACAAAAUACAUAUACAUACGUGUGUUGUACACAAGUAUGUAUAUAUGUUUUGUGGUCAGACAUGUGCGUGCACACGUACACACACGCAUGCAUGCUCACACUAGCUGAAUCACUAACUCUUGCCUGAGUGCUGAAACUUGGCUCUUCAUUAUGUAGGGGUAAAAGAGACCCACCCAAAUUGUAAAAUGUCCCUGAACAUUAAUAGUCAACGUACUUCCUUCCUCUUUCACAAGGACUGUACUACCAAUUGAGGUCAUUUGAAAGUGGGAGUUUUAUUUUAUGUAUUUCAGACAUUAUAUUAAGAAAUUUACAAUCCAAUUCAUAGUGCAUAAUACCUGAAUAUUUUAUAAAUACUAAUAAAAGUUUAAAUGUGAAGCUAUAGAAGAAAAAAUUAUGUUCUACCUUCUAUGGUAUUUGAAAUCGCGUACCAACUUUAAUGAAGAUAUGAGUUUCAAAUGAGGAAUUUUAGUUAGUACAAUGUUCUAAUAUAUAUAUAUAUAUAUAUAUAUACUUUCUAUACAAUAUUGUCUGAGAGAGAUGAGUGAUAAAGUGCAAGAAAGAAACAGAAGGGGGGAGCUCACCUCUCCCUUAUAACUAUCAGUCUUUCACUUUCUCUUUCUUUUGGACCCAAGAUUUUUUCUUCGUGCAUUAUUGUGGGUUGAAUAGAUUUGUGUUCAAAUUUUAGAAAACAUUGUCAAGUGAUAGCAUUGUUUCAAGACAAACAGUGAUGCUCUCUCUCUCUCUCUCUCUCUCACUCACACACACACACACACACACUAUUAUUGCAGUUCUCAGAGAAGUGUAUACUGGAUUUAGUGAGUAGAAAUUUCAUUUAAUUUCCAAUGUUUAUUUUAAUUUAGCAUCAUCGUUUAAUCAACGUGUGUCAAUGAAAGUUUAACUCUUAUGUAAUACAUACAUAUGUACAAAAUUCUAACUUGGCUAAAUAUUUAUAUUCAAUAUUGCCAUUACCAUUGUUCUCUUUAUUAGUAUUGUUAUUUUACCAACACUAUGGCGCUGGGGGACAAACUAUUUCCAAGCCAUUAUACAACUUUUUGUUUCCAAUAGCAUCUAAUUCACUUCACUUAUGCCUCUCAUACCUUUCCCUAAUGCAUGGUUAUCAUGCAGUCCUAUUUCUCUCCUUUAUAAAUUGUAGCUUUUUGCAUAAAUAGGUAAUCUGUCUUGUUUGCAUGUGUGUAUAAGUCUUUAUUAGUGUUAGGCAGUCAGUCACGCGGCUGAUUUUAUAAAGUACCAGACUAAAUUCUUUGUAGUUAUUACUUUGUUUCUUUUAUGUUCAUAUUCAAGUCUUCAUCUUUCCUUUGUCUGGAUUCACUAAAAUGAGUACCAGCAAUGUACUUUAAUCAGUUCAGUUGACUGUACCUUCUCUCUGUAUAAAUAUGUGACUUGUCCCAAAUUUAGGAAUUUUUGUCUUGUCUGCUGGUGUUCUUAGUGCUAUGACUGCUAGAAGAAUAUUAAACCAUCCCAACUGUUAUAUAAAUGUCUUUUGCUGUCAAUUAUUAUACUAGUGGUACUGCAUCUCAAGUAUUUUAUACAAAUUAUGCUAAGCUAGAUUCUAUUGAUACUGGCUCACUAGCUCUACUACAUUGGCAAAAGCAGACUUUUAAAUUGGAAAAAUCAAAUGUUUUUUCUGAAAGAAAUCAAAUCCUAACAGUUUCUCUUGUGCAGCUAAUCAUAUUGAGAAAGGCAUGACUGUUAUAUAAUCUUAAUCUAAUAAUGCUAUAAAUCUAAAUGUCUUUAAUUCUAAUAAAAUAAUUGACUGCGAUGUCUGUCGUAUAUUUAACGUCAUAAGUAACAUGUAGCUGUAUCACAUUAAAAGAGCUAGUAGUCAUAUUAUACAUUCAGUGAUAGAAAGCUGGCUGUCAACAGUUGUACAAAUGAAAGAGAUAGCAUUGUAGCCAUCAGGGUGAAUUGACACUCAAGACAAUGUUGUAAGUGAAUGGUUUAGACUAGACUUAUUGAGGGAUAUGCUCAUGUGCCUGAACUGAUAAAAAAGAUGGUGUCUACUGCUAAUAUUACUACUACUACAAAUACAAAAUACUCCAAUAGCUUCAAACUUUGGUCAUAUGACUCAGCUUGUUCCUUUUAAUAUCAGUGUCUUCUCUUUAGAAUAAAUAAAUGUUCUGCAUCUUAUCUAUCAUUUCCAUUCGCUUGACAUUCAGUCUAUCAUUGCAGUCUGUCUCUUUAUGGAAUAUAUAUAUAUAUAUAAAUAUAUAUUACGGAGAUGUACUUGCAUAGCAAGUGACCUGAUCUGAGAUCGGGUGCUGGAACGAAAACAAUUGCAGCGUGGAAGGUGUUUAUAAGCCAUUUAAGAAACACACAAAAACCGUUGGAUUCACUUCAACAUUUAAAUUCAAUUUGCCAAAAUAUUUUCGUCGCUUUGAGACCGCAACCUGUUCACUGACAAAAUUCCGUGCUGCAUCUUAAAUGGCUUAUAAACACCUUCCACGCUGCAAUUAUAUAUAUAUGUAGGUAUGUUGAUGCAGACAGGAAAAAUAAAACUCAAAAUGUGAGUUUUCUUUUUCUUUUUUAUUUAUUUAUUUCAGUCAUUUGACUGCGGCCAUGCUGGAGCACCACCUUUUAGUCGAAUAAAUCGACACCAGGACUUAUUCUUUGUAAGCCUAGUACUUAUUCUAUCAGUCGCUUUUUGCCGAACUGCUAAGUUACAGGUUUUGCUUGAAGACCCUGUGCACCCACAAGCAAAAUUCAGAGCAGCGAGAGACUUACUCAGCCGAAAUAGAAUAGUGUGUGAAAGGCUUGAAAUAUACGUUCAGAUGCUUUCAUCUGGAACUGACAUGAAAUGGAAUCAUUCUACAAAGUGAACCCAGGCCUAACAGCAUCUCAUUUGUCCUGUCAAUGCACUUCUGCUUGACUUCCUAUUAUUGAAAAUUUUACAUGAGUGUCUUUCAAAUAGACAUAUAAGUAGUUGACAGUUUAGUGUAUCAUUCUGGCCAUAGGGUGAAAGCACAGGUGUGUAACACAGUUCACUAUGUAAUCACACACUAUACUUUUUGGUUGUUUUAUAACGCAUAUCACUUUGUGCCAACCAAUACCACGUAAGUGGAAUUUAUAAACAAAAAUUGUCAGGAAAUCCAUUGUGUGUUUGGACACAUUUGUAUGUUUGUGUGAAUGUUCACAUUUUAACAUUUUUGCAGAUUUCCUGAGCAAAAAGUGAUGUGAUGUUUAUAUUCUCUGUAAAUGUAAACAUUCCUUUAGCUCUGCAAUUUUGGAGUCGAUUGGAAUGUAAAAAGUCCCUUACUUGGAAAAAAAAAAAACCCAGGUAAACAAUUAUUUAUAAGGAGUGCAUUCAACCAUAAAAUACCAA